AUGGAGCCGCUCCGGCCUUGGCUCGUGCCGUUCCUGCUGCCCGAGCACUGCUUCGAUCAAUUCUUCCUGCGCUUACAGCUCCUCCAUGUUCCGUGCUUGAAAAUCCUCCUGAGCAAAGUUCUGGGUUACGGGAUCGUGGCGGGAUCCGUCCUGGUGAAGGUGCCCCAGCUGCUGAAGGUGUGGGGGUCCCGCAGCGGGGGGGGGCUCAGCCUCCCCUCGGUGCUGCUGGAGCUGCUGGCCCUGGGGGGCUCCGUGGGCUACGGCUGCGCCAGGAGCUUCCCCUUCAGGUUUGGGCUGAUCCAGAUCGUCACCAACGCCCGGCAGGGCCACACGGGGCAGCUCUCGGGGGUCUCCACGGGGCUCCUUUUUGGGGGGGCCCUGGCCCGAAUCUUCACCUCCCUCACGGAGACGGGGGAUCUCCUUUUGGCCUCCACCUUCGCCGCCUCGGCCGCCUGCAACGGGGUCCUGCUGGCCCAGGUGCUGCUUUUGGGGGGCUCCCGGGACCCCCACCCCAAAAAGGAGUGACCCCAAAAUCUCCGGCACCCCAAAAAAUAAAACUCAAAAAA
Lonchura striata (white-rumped munia) is the source of this 566-nucleotide messenger RNA. NCBI's taxonomy places the organism in Eukaryota, Metazoa, Chordata, Aves, Passeriformes, Estrildidae. The record is from RefSeq and is a predicted model, not a curated record.